UGAGUUAACCUGCAGAUACGAGACCCGACACUCAUUACGCAUCUCCAAUCUUCAAGCGACGACAUGUCAGGCCGGCGUUUCAGCGAGUCGUGGCGUCUUCUGGAUAAAGUGACCGGAAAUCUCUCAUGGGAGGAAUGUUACGCCGUCAGCAGAACCGAGUGGAAUUUUCCCGAAGACACCGACCAGCUUGUGUCAGCGACGGAGUCCGACGUGGACGAUCCAGGGGAGAAUGAGCUUGUUGCUCCAAAAGAAGAAAACCCGUUUUAUUCCACUCCUUCUUCUCCUCUGAAAUUGCAUUCAACUUCUGGCGCCAUUCUCCCGUUCCCCGCAACAACACCGGUACCUCCGCAGAGAGCUCCGAGGAGCAGGUCUAAAACCCCGAGUCAGUGGAGACGGAGACGAGCAGCUGCAUCCCAUCCAUAUAAAGCCAGAGGAUACCGCAAAUAUAGAGCACCUGUCUCUGGGAGACGCAGUUGUGGCUGCUGCUGCUGCUGCAACUGUAGUGGAAGGAGAUACAGACCGAGGGGAUGUGUGCAAAGGCGAAGAAGAUACAGGCUUACGCCGAGAGUGCCAUCAUGGGAGCACCUUCCUGUGGCCAUCCAGCCAACUAAAUGGUACCAAGUUGUCGGGAGCAUGCAGUGCAGCCACUGCAAAACACAGGGGAGGCACCAGAUGACAUCUUGGAUGUGCCAGAUCUGCGAGGAGCCCCUGUGUCUGAUGCCACAUAGGAACUGCUAUGCCCUGUGGCAUGGUCAGAGAUUUUGAGCUCACAGGCUGGGGCGUAGCUUUUUCAAAGGGAAGAGCAUCAGAAGUUUAUUAUCCAAUCAUGGGAUAUGUUCUAAUUUCAAGCAGCUUUUGUUAGCAAAUGGGCUUCUCCUGGUUAUUUUUAAAUCAUGCUUAAUUUUUCAAUGCAGAUGAUUAAUUUGUUUAUUCACAUUUGCUGAAUAGUUAAUUAAAGAAGUUCAAUUACAAGUAUAUUUCCCUCCAAAAUUAGCAUGGCAGGAUUUUUUUUGGGAGCCCUCAACUGUUGUACACCCACAUUUAAUGUUCAGAUAUUUCUACCUAAGUGAUUGUAGGACAAUUAUUUAUAAUGUGUUCCUUUUUCUGUAAAUGCUGAUUUCUGAUUAAAUUGCAGAGAAGUUGAA
Labrus bergylta (ballan wrasse) is the source of this 1145-nucleotide messenger RNA. NCBI's taxonomy places the organism in Eukaryota, Metazoa, Chordata, Actinopteri, Labriformes, Labridae. The record is from RefSeq and is a predicted model, not a curated record.